AUGACUUUCUUUUGGAUAUGGUUUCUUAACUUCUUAUGGUUAAGUUUUAUAUCAUGCAAUAUUCCACUAGCUAAUCAGGUAACUAUUUCAUCACAUGACUAUAAAUAUAUGUCGAGGAUUGGUAAUAUAAAACCUUUACAAUUAGAUAUAUUUGGAAGUUACAGACGAACUGAAUAUCCUAUAUAUACUGUAAUAUUUCUACAUGGAUAUGCUACUCCAUAUUCUAUAUAUCUUGAUUUAACGCGAAGGUUCUUCAUAAAAUUGACCCGUCAUUUAGAUCAUUACGACCAAAGGUUUAGUGAUAAUGUCCACUUAAUAUCUCCAGAUUGGCUUAGUCCAAUUGAUAAAGAACUUAGUAAUUUAACCACUCACGAAGUUCUAUCUUUUAGAGGAGGUCGUCCUAGAAGAGAUGUUUAUUUAACUGUUGUUGCUAGUAUUAUAGCUUUUAUAAACAGUUUGUAUAGGAAAGGAGUUAUUACAUCUAUGGAUAAAACUGCAAUUUAUGGAAACUGCGUAGGAGGAGUUAUUGGAGGAGCUGCAGCUUUAGGUGUGAAAUAUCCCUUAGGAGCUGUAGUAUUAAAUAGUUCUGGCAUCUUUCAUCUUGAGUUGAUUUAUAGAGUUAUUUUGAGAACACAGAAUCUUAAAGCUCACUUUUUACUCAUUAGUGGUGAUCGUGAUUCACUUAUUGACUACAAACUUGCAGAGGCUACAGAAGAAGUAUUGAGGACUUGGGGAGCUAAAGAUGUUACAUUCAUAAAACUUAGGACGAACCACUUUGAAACUAUGAUUAAAUAUAUAUAUACUGGCUUUAGAUUUAUAGCUUCAGUACUAUUAUCUAGACCUGAGAUAUUCCGCCCGGAUGAUUCUAACGAUACAGAGCUAGUUCUUAUGACUAUAAAAAAAGUUCCUGAUAGAAAGUCUAUAGUUCCCAUUGUACCAAUGACAAAUAAAACUACAGAUGUUACUGAAGGUAUUCAAGUGUACUCUAAGUCACUUUCUUCCGCUCCGUUAAAUUCAACUGACUUAAAUAUUACAGGUAUCCCAAGAACAUGGGAAAACCUCAUAAAUACGACUUUUAAAUUUAGUGAUUCAAUAGAAUCUCCCGAAUAG
This is a messenger RNA of Cryptosporidium muris RN66, 1110 nucleotides long. RefSeq lists its product as uncharacterized. The transcript has a single exon. Lineage: Eukaryota; Apicomplexa; Conoidasida; Eucoccidiorida; Cryptosporidiidae. The record is from RefSeq and is a predicted model, not a curated record. The coding region runs from base 1 to 1110 and encodes 369 amino acids.